Messenger RNA from Bubalus bubalis (water buffalo), 1221 nucleotides. It is a transcript of the gene FAXDC2, whose product is annotated as fatty acid hydroxylase domain containing 2. Gene Ontology annotation, biological process: sterol biosynthetic process. Gene Ontology annotation, molecular function: C-4 methylsterol oxidase activity. The record is from RefSeq and is a predicted model, not a curated record. NCBI's taxonomy places the organism in Eukaryota, Metazoa, Chordata, Mammalia, Artiodactyla, Bovidae.
UCUUUUUCCCAUUAUGUUCACGUGCCUGGCCUGAGCCAGCCAGUCAGCUUGGCCAGCCUCCCAGCCCACCCGAGUACUAGCAGGGUGAGAAGGCAGCAGCUGCCGACUGGGGGCUGAAGGAAGAGAGAGCUGGCUUGAGCUGUGCAGGGACCUGAAGGAACUGGGAAACAGCCAACUGCAGAGAUGAAAGAAGAGGCUGGACGUACGCUACACAAUGAGAAUUCAAACCAGGAGGGACACAUCUGGGGCUCCAUGAGGGGGACGGCUUUCAUCCUGGGCUCCAGCCUUCUCUUGUUGAUGGUCCACUAGAACUGCAUCAUAGGGUAUCUUCAGAGAUUUUGGGGUGCUUCCUGCUACUUUUGGCAAGCCCAGUGGGAGAGGCUGCUGUCUACAUUUGAAGGGAAGGAGUGGCUCCUCUACAUUCUAGGUGUCACCCAAGUGCCUCUUCUGGUCUACCGGACCUUCAGUGGACUUCUCCUGGUGGUGGACGUGACUGGAAAGCCUAACUUCAUCUCCCGCUACCGAAUUCAUAUCGACAGCAAUGACUGUGUUAGGUGUUGCUGCAGCUUCUGCAGGCUGGAGCACAGAGAGCAGGGGCUGAAGCUGCGACCUCCAAACUCUGCUAGCCAGCCCUGGACAGAGCAUGGACAGUGCGAGCCCAGCGCUUAUGUAAAAGGCUCCCCCAGAUUAGAAAGUUGUCUCUACAGUUUCCAGUUCCUCUGUCUACUCUUAUUCCCCAUCAUUUCACACUAUGAAGAAUGGAAAACACAUAUACAGAAGGUGAAAAGACUCCUUCACCACCCAAAACUCUAUAAGAAAAUCCAUAAGAAACAUGAGUGGACAGUACCCAUUGCCAACCUAUCUGUCCACCCUAUUGAACAUGUGGUGACUCUCUCCUUGCACAUCAACAUGCUGCUGGCAAUACUGGGUCCAAUAGUAAUGGGCUCCCACGUGUCCUCCAUCACCAUGUGGAUUUCCUUGGCCUUCAUCUUCACCAUGAUCUCCCACUGUGGCUACCACCUACCUUUCCUGCCUUCACCUGAAUUCCAUGACUACCAUCAAAAGGUCGACCAGUGCUAUGCGGCUCUGGGGAUGCUGGACUACCUCCAUGGGACUGACACUGUGUUUAAGCAGACCAAGGCCUACAAGAGACACAUGAUCCUGCUGGGCUUCACCCCAGUCUCUGAGAGCAUCCCUGAUCCUCUGAAGAUGAUGGACUAA